GUAUAUAAUGAUAGCUUCGGUAAUUGGCGUUUAUUCCGUACCUCUGCUGCGAAGAAUUCGGCCGCAGCUACAUAAGACGUCAAUGACAUGCGUCAUUGCAAAUUGUACGACAGUUCUGGUACUCAGUUCGGCACUGCCGGUGCUCGCGCGAACCCUUGGAAUUACAACAUUCGAUUUGGUUGGCGCCUAUAGCAGUUUCAUUUGGUUAUCUAAUUUUACACUGGUUUGGACAUACAACGUUGCAUUCGCUAUUGCAACUGUUUUUUGUUUGUUUAAUUAUUUUACGGCUCCUGUCAGACGGGAAAUCAUUCAGAGGUAUGUUAAAGCUCAAUUGUUUUUGGCGUGUUCAGUUCCACUAUACACUGAUAGUCAGUGUGGCCAUCUUAAUAGGUCUUUCUAUUAG
Molecule: messenger RNA, 403 nt
Organism: Gongylonema pulchrum
Lineage: Eukaryota; Metazoa; Nematoda; Chromadorea; Rhabditida; Gongylonematidae
Source: the annotation of a GenBank genome assembly